UAUACCGUUUUCAUUUUCCCCUCCCUGGCACGGCUCAUUCUCCCUCAGGUGGUUUGGUCUCUGGAAGAAGAGAAUCGCGCCCUGCAGGCGGAAUAUGAACAGCUGCGCCUGAACACCCCAAUGCUUGCCGCUUCGUUCAGAGGCCAAAAUAGGCUAACGGCCUAUCAGUCCCACGUCCAACGGCAGCAGCAACAAAUGCUACAUAAUCGGGAGCGUAGCCAAACUGCCUUGGGUGGACAGUACAUUUCCAGCCAGUACAAUAGCCUCCUCCACCCUUCAAGCUCAAUGAAUGCUGCCGCCUUGCACAGUCUGCUAACUGGGCUCGACACCAGUUCGAAUGAAGAUGCCAUCGAGUCAGGCACAGCUGCUGGAGCCCCAAGUGGUGGCCUCGGACCCUAUUCCUUAAGCCUCUAUGAAGGAGGGUCUGGCCUGGCUGGCAUCGGUGGUCUCUAUGGCGAUGCCACACCGAGCGCUUCAUCCGCUCGUAUGGGCCUAAAUAAAGCGUCUACAUCCAGUCUUGGCCGAGCCACCAGCGCUUUGGGGGGACUUAACAGAGCUGGCCUUCCCACGGCCUAUUGGCAGUCUGGCAUGCGGUAUACACUCAACGGCCCAGAGGCAGAAGUACCCAUCUCAACGGGAUUGGGGUCUAGUAUUGCAGGUAGGAGGGCUGAAUAG
This is a messenger RNA of Protopolystoma xenopodis, 675 nucleotides long. Lineage: Eukaryota; Metazoa; Platyhelminthes; Monogenea; Polystomatidea; Polystomatidae. The record is from the annotation of a GenBank genome assembly.